Molecule: messenger RNA, 2149 nt
Organism: Arachis duranensis
Lineage: Eukaryota; Viridiplantae; Streptophyta; Magnoliopsida; Fabales; Fabaceae
Product: protein PAF1 homolog
Exons: 11
Coding region: 60-1736 (558 amino acids)
Biological process (GO): transcription elongation by RNA polymerase II
Cellular component (GO): Cdc73/Paf1 complex
Molecular function (GO): RNA polymerase II complex binding; chromatin binding
Source: RefSeq, a predicted model, not a curated record
CACCACCACCACCACCACCACCACCACCACCACCACCUCCACCUGCACCUGCACCUUCAAUGUACUAUCCUCCUAAUCAAUACUCUCAGUACAAUCAGCAGCAGCCACCACUGCCUCCUUCUUCGCCACCGCCCAGUGCAUCUAUGCCACCACCACCUCCCCCUAGUUCACCACCACCUCCUGCUUCAGCUUCUUUGCAAAGUCAAAGGAACGAGGAAAGGCAAUCGCAUGAUCGCAGUAAAGGGAAGCUGAAGGAGGCUUCAACUUCCGCCAGAGGCAUUCCUCAUAAACAGCAGAAGCCAAUGCCAAUGAAGAAAUCGAAUGGGCCUCCUGGGAGAGCUGAGACGGAGGAGGAAAGGAGGUUGAGAAAAAAGAGAGAAUUUGAGAAGCACAGGCAGCAGCUGAAGGAUUCACAGAACAGUGUUCUGCCAAAGACUCAGGUAUCUGGGAAGGGGCAUGGUUCGGUUAUAGGGUCACGGAUGGGAGAAAAGAGGACUACUCCUUUAUUGAGUGGUGAAAGGAUUGAAAAUAGGUUGAAGAAGCCAACUACAUUUCUAUGCAAGAUGAGGUUCCGAAAUGAACUUCCAGAUCCAAGUGCACAACCCAAGCUAAUGGCAUUCAAGAAAGACAAAGAUGAAUAUGCAAAAUAUACGAUCACAUCCCUGGAGAAAAUGUACAAACCCAAGCUUUUUGUGGAGCCUGAUCUUGGGAUACCUUUAGACCUGCUUGAUCUCAGUGUUUACAAUCCUUCCAGUGUUAGACCACCCCUUGAACCAGAAGAUGAAGAACUGUUGCGAGACGAUGAAGUUGUUACUCCAAUGAAAAAAGGUGGCAUAAAAAGAAAAGAAAGACCUACUGACAAAGGUGUUGCAUGGCUUGUCAAAACACAGUAUAUAUCUCCUCUAAGCAUGGAAUCGACAAAACAGUCUUUUACUGAAAAGCAAGCAAAGGAACUGAGAGAGAUGAAGGGUCGCAAUAUUUUGGAAAAUAUUAACAACAGGGAAAGACAAAUAAAAGAAAUAGAAGCAUCAUUUGAAGCGGCUAAAUCACAUCCCGUUCAUGCAACUAACAAAGAUGUGUAUCCUGUUGAGAUUCUGCCGUUGCUGCCUGAUUUUGAUAGGUACGAUGAUCAGUUUGUUGUUGCGGCAUUUGAUAAUGCUCCUACAGCUGAUUCUGAAAGCUACAAUAAGUUGGACAAAUCUACACGUGACGCCCAUGAGUCGCAGGCAAUUAUGAAAAGCUAUGUUGCAUCGGGUUUGGAUCCUGCAAAUCCUGAGAAAUUCUUAGCUUAUAUGGUCCCAGCACCUGGAGAGAUGUCAAAGGAUAUAUAUGACGAAAACGAAGACGUCUCAUAUUCUUGGGUCCGCGAAUAUCACUGGGAUGUACGGGGCGAUGAUGCACAUGACCCUACGACGUACUUGGUUUCAUUUGACGAGUCAGAGGCACGCUAUUUGCCUCUUCCUACAAAGCUUGUUUUAAGAAAAAAGAGAGCCAGAGAGGGAAGAUCUGGUGAUGAGGUUGAACAAUUUCCAAUACCUUCAAGAGUGACUGUAAGACGACGGCCGAACGCAGCUGCAAUUGAACUGAUGGAUUCUGAGGCUUAUGCAAAUACGAAGGGAGGGGACGUAGAAAUGGAUGAUGACGACGACAUGGAAGAGCAACAUAGGGUUGCUAAUGUUAUGCAGCAGCAGGAUAAUUAUCAGUCUAGUGGAGCAGAAGAUGACAUCUAUGAUUGAUUGAUUCUUUGAUGCAAAUUUUGCUGCUGCACCUUCAUGAUAAUUUCUCCACCAAUUUGUUUUUGUACUGAUGGUGGCUGGUAGCUGAAUUUGAAGUGACUUAAGAUUCUCCAUUGAAGGAUGAAAAAUGAGAUGAGAAUCGCCAUGUUAUAUGCCCAUUUCAACUCAUACCUUGUACUUCCCAAUUGUAGGCAGUUUUAAAGUUAUAGGUUUUUCUGUUAAAAUAGAAAAUAAUGAAAAAUAAGAAAAUGUAAAAAUGUGUAAGGUAACAUGUUUUUAUUUAUUCGGUAUAUUUGUUGGCCAAAUUUUUAAGAUCUUAAGUUUCUUUGGAACAUGCUAGUGUUUCUUAGAAAGAACAAAUGAUAAACAGCAUAUUUAUCGAACAAACUCGAUGAAAACUAGCAUAUUACAUU